Messenger RNA from Peronospora matthiolae, 687 nucleotides. The record is from the annotation of a GenBank genome assembly. NCBI's taxonomy places the organism in Eukaryota, Oomycota, Peronosporomycetes, Peronosporales, Peronosporaceae.
AUGGCCGCCAAGUCGCUCAAGAUCAUGUUCCUGGGCGCGCCUGGCGCCGGCAAAGGCACGUACGCGUCCCGGAUUGCGCCUAUGCUGCAGAUCCCCACGAUUUCUACAGGCGACCUCGUGCGUCACGAGAUCACGACUGGCACGGCUCUGGGCGAGAAGAUUAAAGAGUUUAAUCACAGCGGCAAGCUCGUGCCCGACCAGAUCAUUCUCGACAUGAUGGAGAAGCGGUUAGGGCUAUUGGAUGCCCAGAGAGGGUUCAUUCUCGAUGGGUUCCCCCGCAACGUGUCGCAGGCCAAAGCGUUCCAGCUGGUGACGGCCCUGGACCUCGUGCUGAACAUUGAGCUCCCCCAGUGGAUCCUCAAGGACAAGAUCAGUGGCAGGAGGGUCUGUACCACAUGUGGCACUGGCUACAAUGUGGCGUUUAUUCAUCACGGAGAGUACUAUAUGCCUCCGUUGCUACCGAAAGUCGACGGAAUCUGCGACGUGUGUGGCACGCCGUCGCUCGUCCAACGAUCCGAUGACAAACCAGAGACAGUGGAACACAGAUUGGAGGUGUACAAGCAAGAGACAUUUCCGCUCGUCGAUUUCUACCGGAAAGAAGGCACGUUGAAGACGUUUAAAGUGAAGAAAGGACUGGCGGAUCUGGAUAAACUUGUGGACCUUAUUAAGAAGGAGCUGCAUGUGUAG